Saccoglossus kowalevskii is the source of this 1695-nucleotide messenger RNA. RefSeq lists its product as uncharacterized. Gene Ontology annotation, cellular component: extracellular matrix. NCBI's taxonomy places the organism in Eukaryota, Metazoa, Hemichordata, Enteropneusta, Harrimaniidae. The record is from RefSeq and is a predicted model, not a curated record.
AUGGCGUGUAGAACUUUGCUGUUGAUGCUUUCAUUUGCUGGUACAAUAUUGUGCUUAGAAUCGACGGAUCUCAAUAACGACAACGAUUUUAAUACUUCAUGUCAAUAUGGCGACUGUGACAACGGCAACAUUCCAAUAGAUACAGGUGAUUCUGGAGAUACGGAGAGAGACAAUAGUACCAUCACUGUGGUAACGGAAAUAUUGGUUGAAAGUCUAUCUGAAGAAGAGUUUUACGAGCUGUUUUUGGAGCUUUGGGAAGAUGGGCUCAUCAAAGGAGAGAAAGGAGACCCCGGUCCACCAGGAUACCCUGGAGUACCAGGUCUUCCAGGAAAACGUGGCAAACGUGGCGCAAAGGGGCUACACGGCCAUCGUGGAAGAAGGGGACGACCUGGACCUGAUGGCGAUAAGGGCGAGCGUGGUAAUUCAGGUACCCAUGGUAGUCACGGAUUUACUGGUCAAAAGGGGAACAUGGGAUACACGGGACCUAUGGGACCUGAGGGUGAGAUGGGAUCUCCGGGUGAGGAUGGUAAACCAGGCUUACCGGGACCCAAGGGCGAACAAGGUUUGCCAGGUCAAAAGGGACUGCAAGGGGGCACUGGCCCGAUAGGAAGACAGGGUCCUCCCGGUGCAAUAGGCCAUCCAGGGCGAGUUGGAGAAACGGGUGCAAUUGGACUUAUGGGACUGAAAGGAGAUGAAGGGCCCAAAGGACCAAAAGGUAUGAUUGGCUCUCCAGGUCCACCUGGGAAAACCGGACAUAUGGGGUUUCGUGGACGCCAGGGUGACUCGGGGAAGCCAGCGCCAGACGGAAGCCCUGGUGAACCGGGUUUUGCAGGACGGAAAGGACCACCAGGAAUACCGGGUAACGAGGGUCCACCUGGCGAACGAGGCUAUCCAGGGUCACGUGGUAGAAAGGGAUUGGAUGGUGAUAUCGGUUUACCAGGUGAACUGGGCGAAAAGGGUAGCCGUGGCAGUAAAGGACCUGGUGGGGAAACCGGGGAUCCUGGCGAAACGGGUGACAUUGGUCUGCAGGGAUCCAUGGGUGAGCAGGGCGAGUCAGGAAAGAAUGGACGAAAGGGAAAUAAGGGGAUAAAGGGAAGACCAGGACCAAUUGGACCAUCGGGACCUCAAGGUGAAAUGGGUGCAAUGGGCAAGACGGGAGAUCCAGGAAAACAGGGGGACGACGGUGGCCGAGGCGAAGCCGGACUGCAAGGAGAACAAGGUGAACAGGGGGAUCAGGGAAUUAAAGGAAAACCAGGAAAAACGGGGAAAGUUGGAAAACGUGGAUCGACGGGAAGACCGGGAAAAAUUGGAAAACUAGGUGAAAAGGGAGAAAAAGGUGUGCUUGGAAGACCAGGUCAACCAGGAGAAAUGGGAUCUGUUGGUCCUCCUGGCUCACUUGGGCGGCGUGGAAUGCCAGGUCCUAAGGGUUCACCGGGAAAACCAGGAGUGAUCGGAACACCUGGAUCAAAGGGAUAUCAGGGACACCCAGGUGUCACUGGUAGACUUGGUGUUAUUGGGAUACAGGGAUCACCGGGUUUGAAGGGUGUUCCUGGACGAGCAGGACAAGGAGGUGAACCAGGAAUUAUGGGUCCAGUUGGACCGCCUGGAACCCGUGGGGUAAUGGGACGUCCGGGAACACAGGGAUUAACAGGCGAACUUGGUCCAGCGGGAGAACCAGGUCUUCAGGUACAGUGA